Molecule: messenger RNA, 1637 nt
Organism: Vigna umbellata (rice bean)
Lineage: Eukaryota; Viridiplantae; Streptophyta; Magnoliopsida; Fabales; Fabaceae
Source: RefSeq, a predicted model, not a curated record
GAAUAGAGACCCUUUCACAAUAAAAAGUAACAACAGCAGAUUCCCAAUCAUCCUCUCCACUCUAUAGGAAACAGCCAUAAUUGCACCCAACAGUAACUUUCACCAUAAAAAGUUAGAACCCUCUAAGCUACCCACUUCAUUGAUUGCUUCAUCUCUUUUCAACUUAAUCUUCCAAUUAUAUAAACCUAUCAAUCUCCAUCAACUUCCCUUCAACCACACUUCCUUUUUCUAGUUCCAACCUUUCAUCAUGAGUACUACUUCUUCCUGCACAAACUCUUCUGUCAAUGGCUUCUACAACUUCCUCACUAAAGGACUCAAUGAGCUUCACCAAUCCUUCCUCUCCCAUCACUUCAUGUCAAUCCAAUUCAUUUCACAGGUUCUCUCAUCCCUCCAAUCCUUCCACUCCAAGUUAACCAUUUUGAUCCAAAGACUCUGCUUGCCCGUUGGAGGCAAAUGGCUCGAUGAAUACAUGGAUGAAAGCUCAAGGCUUUGGGAUAUCUGUCAUGUUCUCAAAUCAGCCAUUUAUGGUAUAGAGAACUAUUCCUCAACUGCCUCCAAUAUAACCUCCUUAGUCGAUGCCUACCAUCAUUUCACUCCAGAGCUUUCACAUCAGGUGGUCAGGGCCAUAAAUAUUUGUCAAAGGGAGAGUCUAGGAUUGGUGGAGGAAAACAAAAGCAUGAUGGAAACAAGAAUUCAGGCAUUGUCUCAAUGCCUAAAUCAGAACAUGUGUAUGGAAUCAAAGCUAAACGAGUUCAAUGGUUUCCGAGGAGUACUUUGUGCAAUGAGGAGUGUUAGCUCAUUGCUUCUCAUGAUUUUGCUAUGUGGAGUUGCAUAUUGUUGGUCUUCCUCGUGCUUUGAGCAACAAGGGUAUGAAGGGCACAUGGUUUUUGGAUCAGGUUUUGUGGUUUCCAUGGCAAGAUUGCAGCAGAAAGUUGCACAGGAGAUUGAGCACAGUAAUGGGCAGCCAGGGAUUCUGCUGCUUGAAUUUCAACAAGCAAAGAUUGCAAUGGAGGAAUUGAAAAUGGAGUUGGAGAGAAUGGUGGGCUAUGAUGCACAGUGUGAGAUCCAAUCAAAAGUUGACAACUUGAAACGUUGCUUUGGGUUGUUGAGAUGUGGGGUUGAGACUAUAACAGGGCAACUUGAUGAUUUCUUUGAUGAAAUUGUGGAAGGAAGGAAGAAGCUUUUGGAUAUGUGUAGUCAUAAGUAGUAGAUAUGUAUAUGAUUAAUUUUCUUCAAUGAAGCCAUAGCAAAGGUGGAAGAAUAUUUGAGGACAAGGGAAAAUAAAAAAUGUUGAAAAAUGGAAGCAAUGUCAUGAUUUUUUUUUCUAUUUGCUGAUUUGAUAGGGAAUUGAUUUACAAGAUGGCUUUGGUGUUGAGGCCUUGAAGAAGCUUUUCCAAUGAAAACAAAAAGCAGAGUUAAAAAAUGCAAAAGGGAAUGUGAUACUUGCUUUGAAAUGAAGCUACAUGUCAUACAUGAAAAACCAGAAUUUUAAGAUGCCAAUGCCUUCAAGUCAGAGAAACCUCUUUCUAUGCAGAGGUGUAGUAUUCUUUUCAUGUAUUGUAAGCAUGGAAGAAAAUUAAAGAGGAAAAGAAAACAUAUAGUUUCUUAAUAAAAAAUUGAUGCUUUUUCUUCAUCAA